This is a messenger RNA of Rhagoletis zephyria (snowberry fruit fly), 1200 nucleotides long. NCBI's taxonomy places the organism in Eukaryota, Metazoa, Arthropoda, Insecta, Diptera, Tephritidae. The record is from RefSeq and is a predicted model, not a curated record.
AUGCUGCAAACUAAAACUAUUGCCGUAGAAAACGAGUGCUACUUUGAUAAGGUGCUGUCACCGUCUAAAAAUGGUGCCCACUUUACUAACACUCGGUCAUCAUCACUGCUACAUCAUCGACAUCACUCUCAAUCACCACCACCACUUCCAAACUCAAUUGUCGCCCAGGCUGGAGACGUCGAUGCGUUGCUUCCUGAAAAUGAACAUUUAAAAGAAGAUUACAAUGAAUUCGACGACUCAGAACUGCUCGAUGAAAACGAUAAUCCAUUUGAUAAAAAAAAUGAGGAUGAUGUUGAUGAUGAAACAGAAGUAGUAGGAAAGGGUUUUGAAAACCUGCCCCAAAAUAAUUACUCUUUCAAGUGGGAAGAGGUAAUCUGGGGCAAUGUGCUGCUGAUUAGCGCCAUUCACCUGAUCGCCGGAUACACUCUCUACAUGUACAUCAUUGGCACCCUCAAAUGGCAGAACGUUCUCAUCUCCUAUCUUUUUGGUGCUUUCUCCGCUUUUGGGGUGACCGUGGGUGCUCACCGACUGUGGGCACACCGCAGUUUCAAGGCAAAGUGGCCUCUCAGAGUGCUGCUUGCCUUCUGCAACACCUGCGCCCUGCAAACGGACAUCUACGACUGGUGCCGAGACCACCGAGUGCACCACCGUUUCUCUGAGACCAACGCCGAUCCGCACAACUCUAACCGAGGCUUCUUCUUUGCCCACUGCGGUUGGCUGAUGCUGAAGAAGCACCCCGAGGUAACGCAGAAAGGUCGAACCGUGGACCUCUCUGACCUGCUGGCAGACCCGGUGGUCGCCUUCCAACGUCGGUGGUACCUGCCGCUGGGCGUUCUCUGCUGGGGCGUGGUGCCCACGCUCUUUGGCUCCUAUGUUCUAGAUGAGACGCUGCUCAACUCCUUUCUAAUGGCUGUCAUGUACCGGUACGUGUAUGUGCUCAAUCUGACGUGGAACGUCAACAGUGCGGCGCACCUUUUUGGAAAUCGGCCGUACACGGUGAAGAUCAGUCCUCGAGAAAAUAAACUAGUAACCUAUCUUUCCUUUGGUGAAGGUUACCACAAUUACCACCACGCCUUUCCCUACGACUAUUCGGCGAGCGAGUUUGGCCUCUCAAACAGCUUCAGCCUCAGCACGGCGAUCAUCGAGUUUUUUGAGAAGCUUGGCCUUGCCUACGACCUGAAAAAGCCCAACCCUGAAACG